AUGGAAAUUGAAUUAUGUAAAUUAGAUAAAAAUUUGAUGAAUGAUAAAAAAUUAGUAUUAAGUAAAGUACGAAAAUUAAUAUUAAAUUAUAAGGAUGAAAGGAAUUAUUAUCAUAUCAAACGUUUAUUAUUAUUAACACCAAAUAUUGAAAUAUUAAUUGCUGAUUAUAAUAACAUCGUUUCUCACAGACGUAGAUUAAGAUAUGAUGAUGAUUUAUUAUCAAUUCGUAGACAAAUAAAACUUUUAAUAAUUACUGAUUGUUCUAAUGAACUCGAUUUAGACGAAGAAGACUACAUUAAAAAUAAAGUCUUUACAAAUUUGACAAAACUUCUUCAUAUUGGUCUUGUACAAAAUGAUCGAAAUAAUGAACAAGCUCGAGUAGCUAUUCGAGAUGCUGAAUAUGAAAUUGUAUUAGGUCUUAUGCCGAAAUCCAUUAAACCAUUGAUUAUUGUUUUUACUGGUUCAGGAAAUAUUUCUCAAGCAAAAAAGAAAUUUUCAAUUAUAGAUUAA
Rotaria sp. Silwood2 is the source of this 510-nucleotide messenger RNA. NCBI's taxonomy places the organism in Eukaryota, Metazoa, Rotifera, Eurotatoria, Philodinida, Philodinidae. The record is from the annotation of a GenBank genome assembly.